Messenger RNA from Amoebophrya sp. A120, 1716 nucleotides. The record is from the annotation of a GenBank genome assembly. NCBI's taxonomy places the organism in Eukaryota, Dinophyceae, Syndiniales, Amoebophryaceae.
CUCCGAAUGCGGGGAACAGCACGACUCUCUAGCGGGGCAGCUCCACGGCGAAACAGAUUCUGCAAGUGGCUCCAGCUGCUUCAUGGACACGUGUUUUUUCCCGCCGCAUGGGGACCCUACACCUACCGGAGCUACCACAGGGAACUACAACGGAACCAGCGCUAGCUGUAGCGGUUUCAAUACCUCCUCCGGCACCGGAAGAUCCUCUUCGUGCUGUUCCGCUAGUGAAGAUAACGCUUGUAGUUCCACCAGCAUGAUCUCAUCUGGGGAUAGUGAAGAAGAUGACCGCCCACGACCUCUGCCGCAAAAUUUGCUGCUUGGAAAUUACAAUGGCGGCGCUGCGUCUUAUCUCCAUCGCGAAGGCUAUCUCGGGAAUUCGUAUUGGCCCACCUUCGGGGCCGCGGGCCAAAGAAGAGGGUCGCGCGAAUCAGUGGACGCUGCGAAGGACACGCUGCGCUACUGGUACGAGGGGAUGGUGCGCAGUUUCAACGAGAUGCACGGCUACACGUCUGUGACAAACCGGCGGCCGCCCCACGUGCUCUUCGAGACAGGGGGCAAGACGGAGCUAGCGGGGGCGUACCCACUCAUGAAGACACUGGCCAGGCAGGGCGUGCGAGUCACACUGCUCGCGCCUUUCGGAAAGUUCGCAAGCAGGAACUCGUCGUUGUACACAACGAAAACAACUACUUCGAAGAUCGCGGGGGCUGCUCCGAAGAUUGACGCCACUACAUCCCGGCUGUAUUCGCUAGACCCGGUUCCAAACGUUGACGCUCCGGUGCUUCCGGAGCGACUGAUGCCGGAGGAAGACCGCGGGGUUGGUGAGGACUACGAAGACCCUAUCACAUGAGGAGAAACGGGGGUCCCACCAUCCAUACCUAUUGGUCAAGUUGGGAACUUUGCAACACAAAUCCAGAAGUCAUAGGAGUUACGCACGAUAAGUUUUCGCUCUCGGUGCUGUUGUCGUGUUUUGCUAGUAGUGCAGCUGCAUCACAAGAAAUCGAUCUUUUUAUCAUGAUGAGAGCAUCACAAGUGCUUCCCAAAAAGCAUUAGAAAAUGGUUCUCAUGGGGAACAACCGCAUGCGAUGACACAUAUUAGAAGGCACGUAGAUUUGCAUAUACAACUCUCGGAUCAACACGGGGACCACGUUUUUCCGCACGAUAAACCCGGAGCAGGACCGAGUCGCGUGGGACUUUGGCCUGCCCGUCCACGAUUGGCGGGCGCUGGAGGAGGCCGGCGUCACAGUGGUGCCGUUGAAGCCGCGGGACGUGAUUCACAACUCGGGCUGGCUGUUUGCGCAGCAGGCCAAGGACAGCAAAAUUCUUCGCUGGUCGCGGGACUACAAGUUCACGGAAAAGUUCAUUGCGGAGUACAUUCUGGGGGAAAACCCGGUGGACUUCGUGAUCAGCGACUGCUACGCGGCGGGCAGCGGCGUGGCGAAAACGCUGAUGGAGACUUUGCGAGUGCCCGGCAGCAUCUGGUGCGGUAAUUUCCACGGGGCCUGGGCGGCCCGCUGGGUGCUGGAUCGCACCAUGCGCAGUUCGCCUGGCUCCAACAAGUCGCCCACGGACUUCUUUCCGACCUUUGUGCAACACUUCCUGCCGUCGGAAGUCACCAAGCAGACGGGGUCCUGCUUCCCGAAGGUACAAAUCAGGAAGGAAGUAGAGGGCGCUGCAGAUGAGAGCCUUCAUGGUAAAAAGUCCUCGUGCAGCACUUGC